CCAUUGGCUGUUUGAUGACGACUCCAAGGUGAGAUUAAAUGUGACGUCCUAAAUUCCAAGUGCCGUUAAUUUUAAAGUAUGUGUUUAGUGCGCCAUGGAGCGAUUUGUUUGGGCAACGCGCUAUCGCCCCCCUAUCGAAUGUCCCCAGUGCAUACAGAACCGUCCGGUUGUGGUUCAGGAGUGCAUUAUGUAAUUGAGCGUCUGGUGCAACGCGCCACCUCGGGUUUCAUAAUUUCAAGGAAUUUACAUUUGGUUUAGAUCGUGUUGUGUCGUCGGGAUUAGGUUACACCUAUCGACUGUAGACCUAUUAAACAAGAUAUACCACAUCAAUAACAUGGACUACAGGUCUCGACAUGCAACAAUAUAGGUAUUUGAAAGUGUUUUUUAAACGAUGACAUUCAAAUUAACCUCAAAUUGUGUAACAGCUUGUAGGUUCGUGCAAAAGUCAAAUGUAUGUGUUAUAUAAAGUAUUAGUUUUAGUAGCUUCAGUUUAGGACAGACAAUUAUAGGCGUAUUUUCGAUAGUCCACCACGCCAUCUGCCUGGUGAAUACGUGUAAUUACAUGUCAUAAAUAACCUUGAAUUGACAAAGUAGCAUAUGAUCAUCUUCACCUUCAUCACCCAUUUAAAUACAUUUGAAAACAUACAGCUUACAAUAUGUCCACACAUCAUGGUAUGAUCAAAUCUGACCUGUUGACAUUAUUUAUUAUGAGUCAUGCAGAAGUGUAAAUGCAAUUUAAAAUGGGUUAUGAAGUGGGAAAUCAGUGUAAAAUUGGUUCUGAAUCAGCUAAUUAAAAUGUGUAGUGAAAUAAAACAUAUAUUAUUAUAGUAUCCUUUCUGUUACUGGCCCAAUGCUGUAGCCACUAUGCUACCUUUAGCCCAUACUGGUGUGGAGUUGUAUGGGCUUCAACUGUUCUCCAUGUUCUACUUGAGCAUGGUUUUGAGUAAUAGCAAACAGGCACAGUGAUGUUCCAUAGUCAUAAACCCCAACCCUACUAACAUGACAUUAUGGCAUGGGUAAUCUGUGUAGCCUAUGUAAUGAGAAAUUGAAGAUCACUAAAGAUAAUAUUUAGAUUUACUGUAUAGAUGUGAGCAUGACUGCUGCAGCUAGAUAGGGCUGGGCUAUACUGUAUAAAAUAGGCCACGUUAAAGUUCAGAAGAAGCAUGAUGAAUGAGUUUUUGAUUAAAUUAAUGUUAAGUGGAGAAUGAAAUACAUCACAAUCUGUUAUCACCACAUCUGUGUGGGAAUAACAAUGGAAAAAGCAUAAGAGCAGAGGAAAAAAACACAUGUAUCUUAUUCAUGUAUCUGCACAGAUACAGUGCCUUCCAGAAGUACUUGGCCAGUGAAGUAAAAAAAAAAAGAAGAGAAAUUAAUAUCAGGUAAAAAAAUAGCCUAUAGAAAGUAUUUCCUAUACCUAUCGGAGGACCCCCAUUUAGCAAGAUAUGAGUCUAGCUCAAGCAGGCUAUUGAGCUCCCCAAAUAUUGUUUGACUUCCCUGGCGAGAUAUUUUUGGAGGUCAUAGUUUGCAACUGCAUUGCCACAUUGCUAUGAAUACAUGCACAUACUAUUUUAGAGUACCCUUUUCAAGGAGACCAGAAGUAGCUUGAUUGUGACAAUGUGAAUGCAAGACAUUGCUCCUUUAUAGGGCUUCUGAGGAUGGGGACCAGGGGCUCAUGACAGAUUGAGGUUAAUGAGCUAAUAUAGGUUUAAUUUGGUCUCUGGCAUAUAAACAAAAACGAAAAUAAAUGCAGUCCUUUAAAAUAAAAUAAAAGGACUGAAAUUCAUAUGAUUUGAUUAAUUUAUUCACUGUUUUCAGUGAGAUUAUUUUAAAUAGCCUUGGAUUUUUAUUAAUGCCAUAAAUUGGCUGUAUUUGCAGAACUAAUUUAGUUUAGUUGCGUAAAUUCCCAAUUAAAUAAUCACUUAAUCAAUCGUAGCCUCUAGUUUCCAGGUAAGAAGAGAAUUGGUCCUCAUCAUUAGUUUGAGCGGUCUCUCUUCAGGGCAACGCUUGAAAAAUUCGGAGUUCCAUUUGAUGCAGUCGUGCACUUUAUCACGACCCCGUGGAGUGUGAACUAGCAACCGACCUACCUGGCAAGAUUCUCGACACCUCUUAGUAACGACUAUAAUGGACAAAAGUAGCCAGCUCACUAGUCAAAGUCUAUAGAAUAUAGUCGACAAAUGCUGGUGUUAAAGCCACGUAGCUAUGCUAAUGUAUUUCAAAAAUCAAGCUUGCUAGUUGCAACCGCAACUUUUAUCCAAGUAGUAGCAAGCUAGCAGUGAAGCACCCCUCGCUAACUUGGGUAUUUCUUGCUAGCUAGCUUUCUGGGUGGUUGGUUAAUAUUCAAGAGAGCCACACAACAGCUUUUUGGUCACCCGUCAUAUUUUUUGGAGCAAGCUAACUAUAUGAACUAAUUUAAUAAUAAAGCAGUCUUUAGCUGAUUAGUUGACCAAUUUAACCAGUUGGACAUCAUAGUUUCGUCCAGCUAGCCAGCAGCUUAGCUAGCCAACUCGCUAACGUUACUUUGUUCGCUAGCUAGCAAACUAGCAAGGUGCUGCUGACGAUAGCCAGACAGUAGCUAGCCGAAAUUCAAAGAGUUCAGUUGCUCUUUCUCCAUUUAAAAAAUGCCUGCAAUGAUGGAAAAGAGUGGCUCAGACAUGUCUGGGAAAAGAAGGGGUAGGAAUGCAGUGAAUAAUCCAAACAAAAGUUUUUCUACAAAUGGAAAUGGCAACAAUUCAUGGGAAGAAGGAAGUUCGGGCUGUUCCAGUGAUGAUGAGCAUGGUAUUGGUGGUAUGAGAGUUGGGACUCAGUAUCAAGCUCUUGUGCCAGACUAUGAUCCAGAGAUUGCCAAAGUGGCCGAGGAGAGGGACAACUUGGGCAUGCGGGUGUGGAUCCCCAGUCGGAACCUGGCCGAAGCUAAAUUGGAUGAAUACAUUGCAAUUACCAAAGAGAAGCAUGGGUACAACAUGGAGCAGGCACUGGGGAUGCUUUUCUGGCACAAGCACAACAUUGAGAAGUCUCUGGCAGAUUUGCCCAACUUCACACCUUUCCCAGAUGAGUGGUCAGUGGAGGACAAGGUCCUGUUUGAACAGGGUUUUAGCUUCCACGGAAAAACUUUCCACCGUAUACAGCAGAUGUUGCCUGACAAGUCCAUUGCCAGCUUAGUUAGAUUUUACUACUCUUGGAAGAAGACACGGAGCAAAACCAGUGUCAUGGAUCGCCAUGCACGCAAGCAGAAGAGGGGACGAGAAGAGAGGUAUGAAAAUGAGAAUGAGGCUGAGGAGACCAAUGGUAACACUCCAAGGGAUGUAGUGUACGAACCAAAUAAGGACGAGAAGAAAGAGCUGGGUGCUGCACCUGAGAAACAGGAGAUAAAACCAGUACCAGUGGUACAGAGGCCGAAUACUAGUAUGGCAGAGAAACUGACCCAAGUCAAGAAAGAACCCCAGGGUCCUCCAGGGAAGAACCAGCAUCGUGCUAAAAAGAAGCCUCCUAAAGGAAUGCACCUGAGCCAGGGAGACGUAGCUGCUAUGUCCACCAGCCCCCCUGCUGCAGUCGGUGUGCUGAGGCAAAUCGACAUGGAGCUGGUUGCCAUCAAACGGCAGAUCCAGAGCAUCAAACAGAAUAACAGUGCUCUGAAGGACAAGCUUGACAUAGGAGUGGACCACUUCAGAGUACCUGAGGUGACCCAGAAGUUCAACACUCGCUGGACAACAGAGGAGCAACUGCUUGCUGUACAAGCCAUAAGAAAAUAUGGGCGGGACUUCCAGGCUAUCUCGGACGUGAUUGGCAACAAGUCAGUGGUGCAGGUGAAGAACUUCUUUGUUAACUACCGCCGACGCUUCAACCUGGAUGAGGUGCUGCAGGAAUGGGAGGCUGAGCACGGGAUGGAGGGAGCAGCCAAGGGAGGAGAGGAUGAGAAAAUGGACAUAUCUUCUACUGGAGCCACCACCCCUGUGGUGCCAGAGGAUCAAAAAGAGGAAUCAUCGCCAGUGGCGGCAAAACAACCUCUGGCAUCCUGAGUGGUCGGCCAUCUUGGAUUUUUCUGUUGGCCGAACUCCUCCCUCUGAGAUUUUACUUUUGUGCUGAAGAGGCGAUGAUUAAUCUGCACAGGUUACAUCCUGUCUGUGUGCUUCUUCAAGAAGGUCAUUCCUGUUACCUCUUCCCCAAUUCAAGAAUGUUUUGCAGCUGCCCACCAAUUAACUCAAGCGCCAUUCUUCAGCCGGUCUGACAGUCAAAGUAACCAGGAUUAUCUGACUGCACUUUAUCCCAUCACUGUUUUUGUCACCUUGGUGAGAAGGAAAACAUCUGUAUCAAAUGUAACUUGUUUUUGUAUCUGGCCUCUCUUACCCUGUCACUCAACAUUACAGAUGAUCCCUGUGAUCUAGACCACAUUACACAUUUUUCAUUUUAUCCUUCUGUAACCCUCUUUACUUUGUAAAGACUGGUUUUGGUUGUGUAGUAUUUAAUCACAAUAGGUCUCAUUAUGAAAUGACCCUGUGGAUUACUAUCCUGUCAUUCUGUGUGCUUGAUGAAGAUGUCUUUGUACACCAGGCAGACAUAAAGAAAAAACACCCCAAUGAAUACCAUCGCAGUGUUGGAGAUGGGGUGAGUCAGGCGAGUUGUACCCCGACACAGGGCGUAGAAUGAGAGGAUGGCAUUUCCACAGUAACAUUUCAUAUUGAGACCCAGUGCAAGUUGAUACUACACAACCAUUUCUAUUUGUCUUCUUCCUCCCUAACCUUUUGUCUGUGACCCUAGUGCAUAUUUAUAAAUAAUGCAUUAGUUGUUGUAAUUAAUGUAAGUAACUUUAAAUAGGAGCUGUUAAACAUUGUGAGGAUGUCCAUUUUCAGUUUACUAGUAACCUCAGGACAAUCGGGUCAACACAAUUUAUGUUAUGAAUUUUUCAGUUGAAAGGACCGUUGAAUGAGAAGUUAAGUACAUGAAUGAGAGAAUUUUGAUAUUUUAAUUUAUACAGUGAGUUUGAAAUGUGUUAUUUGUCAGUUCAAACCUGGUCCCUUUCGCAACAACCUGCCUAUUCUAUUCAACUGUUUUUAAUGUACUGAUACCAUGAUUUAGCUUACUGUUUUGAAACUUUUUUUUAUAUAUAUUUGAAGAAAUUGUGAAUGCCUGAGGUGGGGUUUUAAUGUGUGUACAUUUUAUUGCUGUCAUUUACCAUUGUGUAUUCAGUUUGCUCAUUAAUUAACCAUAAAUAAAUUUGAAGGAUUUAUAGGGACAUUUAAAA
Molecule: messenger RNA, 5239 nt
Organism: Oncorhynchus gorbuscha (pink salmon)
Lineage: Eukaryota; Metazoa; Chordata; Actinopteri; Salmoniformes; Salmonidae
Product: REST corepressor 1-like
Exons: 12
Coding region: 2619-4016 (465 amino acids)
Biological process (GO): regulation of transcription by RNA polymerase II; negative regulation of DNA-templated transcription
Cellular component (GO): histone deacetylase complex; transcription regulator complex
Molecular function (GO): transcription corepressor activity
Source: RefSeq, a predicted model, not a curated record